Messenger RNA from Leptopilina boulardi, 384 nucleotides. It is a transcript of the gene CPR11, whose product is annotated as cuticle protein 7-like. Gene Ontology annotation, cellular component: extracellular matrix. The record is from RefSeq and is a predicted model, not a curated record. Bases 1 to 384 code for a protein of 127 amino acids. Lineage: Eukaryota; Metazoa; Arthropoda; Insecta; Hymenoptera; Figitidae. The transcript has 4 exons.
AUGGUAGUUUAUCAGGGUUUGCUGUGCGGUAUUUUUCUCAUGGUUACUAAUGCUUACGGAAACCCAAUGUAUGAAGCUCAUUCAUUUCAUCAUCAAACUGGGCCAGUAGUUGGUCAUCAUCAAGUGGUUGAAUGGAAGGACAAACAUGGACAUUAUCACGAUUAUAAGGCCCAUCCACAUUACAAAUAUUCAUAUGGCAUUCGUGACCAUCAUAAUAAAGAUUUUCAUGGACAGAAAGAACAUCGUGAUGGCAAGAAUGUGGAAGGAGAGUAUCAUAUUCAUGAGCCUGGAGGCAAUAUAAGAAGUGUCAAAUAUUAUUCAGAUCCACACGGUGGAUUCUUCGCAGAAGUUCAUAAUCAUGGUGGCAAUGAUCAUUAUCAUUAA